Scleropages formosus (Asian bonytongue) is the source of this 1126-nucleotide messenger RNA. It is a transcript of the gene gm2a, whose product is annotated as ganglioside GM2 activator. Gene Ontology annotation, cellular component: cytoplasmic side of plasma membrane. Gene Ontology annotation, biological process: ganglioside catabolic process; lipid transport. Lineage: Eukaryota; Metazoa; Chordata; Actinopteri; Osteoglossiformes; Osteoglossidae. The coding region runs from base 131 to 712 and encodes 193 amino acids. The transcript has 4 exons. The record is from RefSeq and is a predicted model, not a curated record. Gene Ontology annotation, molecular function: enzyme activator activity; lipid carrier activity.
GAAGGUGUCAACACGGAAGCGGGCGCAGUCGUGAGGGAUUGGCCCACUCCGCCCCCCUCGCCGGUAUCGCUAUUUAAAUAGAAAAGGGGAAGCUUGGUCCGUCGUUUUAACUGCCUCCAGAUCUCCGAGCAUGCAGCGCGCGCGUGCCCUCUUCUCGUGCCUCUGUAUUGCGGCCGUGUGCGCGCGAUUGUGCGCCGGAGGAGCCGCGAGACAGACGCAGGUCCUCGGCUUUUCAUGGGAGAAUUGUGGGCCUAGCGGAGCCCCUGCGGUUGUCAAGAGCCUUGACGUUUCCCCAGACCCCAUCAUCAUCCCCGGUUCCCUGACAGCUGCAGCAGCGGGGCGCACCACGGUCGAGCUGAGCUCGCCGCUCCAGGUGAACCUGACUCUGGAGAAGGAGGUGGCUGGGUUCUGGGUGAAGGUGCCCUGUCUGGAGGAUAUUGGAAGCUGUGUCUACCCAGAUGUGUGCCAGCUGCUGGACAUGGUCAUACCCCCAGGGCAGGACUGUCCUGAGCCCCUGCACACCUAUGGGUUGCCCUGCCACUGCCCUUUCAAGGCUGGGGACUACACGCUCCCAAAGUCCGACUUCUACGUGCCCUACGUGGAACUCCCAUCGUGGCUCACCAACGGGAACUACAGGGCUGAGGCCACUGUGAGCUGCCAGCAGAAAGAAGUGGCGUGUCUCAAAGUGUCCUUCUCUCUCCACACGGAAUAGAGGAGUGCCUCAGUUGCUGGCUUCCCUUUGUUGUAUCCCACAGGCAUCCAGUUUGCUCUCAUACUUGGCUCUCACCUGCUUGGCAGCUUCCAAAAUACAUUCAUUUGCACUUUGAGAGUGCCUUCAAGACCAGUAAUGUAAGCUUUGAAAUCACAAGCCAAUGCAACUUGAUUCUUAUUGCUAUUGUCUGUCUGCACAUGUUUAUUACAAUCAACUUCCUUCUGUCUUCCAUUAGUCUGCUGAAAUAACCAGUGUUUGAAAUGAUUGCUGCUUGUCUAAAAAUCAAUUUUAGUGUGAUAACAAUGCUAUGCUGAGGAUUUAGGGGUGCACACACAGUUCCUCAUACAGGAAUAAAAUGAGUCCCUGCACCUUGAAACUGGAGAUUAACUUGUAUUCAAUCCUCUCUCAUGGCUU